Cylindrotheca closterium is the source of this 1515-nucleotide messenger RNA. The record is from the annotation of a GenBank genome assembly. NCBI's taxonomy places the organism in Eukaryota, Bacillariophyta, Bacillariophyceae, Bacillariales, Bacillariaceae.
AUGGCAGCAGGCGAGAAUGAUGACGAAAUAGCCCAAGUUCUGCAACAUUUCCGAGUGAAGCCAGACUUCCUGACAAACAAAGGACAGCGACGGAAACGGGACAAACAUUCUGUACACCUGCGAUAUGUAAAGGAUAACAAAUGCUUGGAACUAUUUUGCCUGCACCUCCACGUUUCAAAACAUGAUAACCGAAUGGUUUUGAGAUUGAAAUUUCGGAUCUCCACAAGGAAGCCUCACACUGUAAUGUACCAGAGUUCCAAACUCUCAAAACCAGCGGAAAAGGCUCAAGCCGAUGAGAAGCUUCGUCAAAUAAUGGAUAAUUUAUGUGAAACGGUUUCUCGUUUUGCUGAAGCCCGAAUAGAAGAACUCUCCCUCUUCUCAGUCAUCUCAAAAUUGCUCGCCGCUCUCAACGGUAAAAUCAUUUUUAAGCAGCUGGCUAAAUUGCAACUUGAAAUAUCACAAUCAUUUUGCACUGACGGGGCUAAAACUGGGAAUAAGCAAGUCUACCACUUGCCGCGUGUUGAGAAAAUGAAAAAAUCCACAGAGCAUUGCAUGGACCUUCAAGUAUUCUUAAUGAGAUGCGCCGCAACCAGUAAAUCCAGGACAACAAUGGUGACACCCGUGCCGCCGGGCGACUUGUGGUCGAUGGCCGUGAACAAUGGAAUGACUGCACCACUGGUGCUGGCGACGACAAAUGAAUCCAUCGCAAUGCCUUUGACAGCUUUUCCACAAACUCUAUCAACCAAAUCUACAACCCAACAAUAUGAAAUUCGGUGCGCCCGACAAGAACUUUGUGGAUAUCUUUCAUGUCUUCCCUGGACAUUUGAUGGCCAUGUUUCGGCGGAAUCCUCCACAAAAGCUUUGAAAUCAGGAGCGAACAUAAGAGUCGUCUUAUCUAUGGAGGAUGCUAUGGGCGAUGAUUUGCCACGCUUUGAGAAGCUUGCCGAUGAAAGAGGGGUAGCUACAGCAUACCAUGGGACAAAGCUGAAUGCUGUGUGGUCCAUCUUGAACCAUGGUCUACUGAAUUUGAGUGGGACUCAGCAAUGCCAACACGGUGCCAUGCUAGGUUCUGGGGUUUAUGUCAGUCCAUCCCUACAAGUCGCCGAGUUCUUUGCCAAGAGCACAGAACUGCAACCUAACGUAUUUUGGCAGUGGGUGCAGAACCAGCAACGAAAGUCGUCCAUCAAAGACGGCGCUGCAAUUCCAUGGCUUGAUGACAUGCAAAUCACUGCAACAAAGGACUUCAACAUUGCUUGUCGGGCUGUUGUACAAACAAGGAUUAUUCUUCCUCCUACCCGCUCUAGCCCUCGAAAAGGAGGGACUGCUGCUGAUUUUCAGAACGCAACUCGACGGGACGGCAAAUACUUUGUGGUUCCAAAUGACCAGGACAUACAAAUUACCAAGAUACACCUCACAUUUGAGUUUCAAAAGAAGAGAUCCAAUUUGCUUGCAGGCAUCGCAUUCUGUCUCCUCAUUCUUUUGGGUGUCUUGCUAAAGCGCGCAUUGUAUGAGUAA